GCUGUUGGCCCGAACUACCAUUUGUUGUAUUUGUUUUUGUUAUUUUCGCUUCCUAUUUAGUUUAGUACCAAUUGCUGAUUUUCAGCCGGCAACGCGGCUCGUGCACGGACGCUUAUGUAAAGUGUAAUAUGGAAGCAUGUCUUCCACAUCCAGCUCCGUGCUAGCGCUGUCUUCGUUCAAUUUAUUAUUUUUCACCCAAGUGCUAACGGUGCUUAGUAUCACCAUCAAGUACAACGAAUAUGCGACAGACAAAGGUGGAAAUGUUAGCAUACCCUGCAUAGCCCAAGGCAAUAUUAUGUGGGUCAAGGAACACGGCAGCAAUAGCACAAUAAUACAGACGGGUCGUAUAUUGGUGUUGCGUAAUGUGAGUACCUCGGAUGGCGGCAUCUAUGUCUGCUUUGCGACGCUGCCAGUGACAACAACGAGAGCAACAUCCACAACAGCAACAGCAAUGCCAGCGACAGCAGCAACUACCUCAUCGCAACAGCAGCAGCAGCAAACGCUGGCAGUGGAACGGGGAGAGCAAGAGCCGAAUGCAGAGGAGGUGGAGGUGGUGGAGCAAGCGUAUCAGGCUUAUCAACGUAUCAAGCUGACGGUGCGCACUACACCUGGCCCGGUGUCACAGCUUUAUUUCAAGGCCUCCACCAUACUGGGCUUUCUGAUAUGGCGCUUCAAUAAGACUCAAUCCGGUGGCUAUCCUGUGCGCAGCUUUACGGCCGAAUAUCGCAAUGUCUCGUACCGCACGCCGCCGGCGAAUGCCAGCUAUGAGCACGAAUGGAGUCGCAUGGAUCCCAUUAAUAUAGCGCCCAAUGUGCGUCAAAUGGAGGUCUAUCGCCUGGCGCCCAACACCACAUACGAGUUUCGUAUAUGGGCCAACAAUGAGCUGGGCAGCGGUGAGGUGGUCACCACCAAUGUGACAACAUUGCCAGAGACCAAGGAGGAGGAUCUCAUACGCCUUAUAAAACCCGACUUAGAUAAUUUUGAUCCACGCAUUUGGAUAGUCGCCGUCAGUAUAGUGCUGGGAACACUUGUGAUAUUAGCCAUUGGACUCUGUAUUGUGCUCUCUAAGGAGUGCUAUCAAUCAACGCAAAUGGAUCUCCAAGAUGGUUGGGACAGCAUUGAGCUUAUACCGAAUAUAAUACUUAAUCCCGGUUUCAGUGAAUCCGACGGAGCUAAGAACGUGCAGCCGUUUACGCGCCACAUUCUUUUUGGCCACACGGGACAGCAAUAUACCCAUAAUGUUGUUGAUGAUGAAGACGAUGACGACGAUGAUGAUUACGAGGAGGAGGAGGAUCUGGAGCCGACAAUGGAAAAGUUCAAGCGCAAAGUUUCGGUAUUCUUUACAGGUCCCACCAUCAAACGUAUUUGAAAGUACAAAGUGCAAUUUUAUGGCUACGCCUAUACAGAUCUAUUUAGGUUGUUGAAUUGUGGCUACGGUUUAACCAAAUAUACAUGCAUACGUUUGUACAAUACUCUGUAGAGCUUAUUAUGUUUGUGCAAUAGGCAAAUCAUUUCCUUCGGUUUCAUUUGCCAUUCGACACGAAGACACCAAUUUUUAUAAAAUAAACGCUAUUCGCUUCAAGAGCGCUUUAAGACAAACGCAUUCCAAUCUAUUUACUAUCUAUGUAAUUGCUAUUUACACUUUCUUUUGUGAACUGUUAAAGCGUUCUGCUAAAGUGUAAGCUUCAUGAAGUACUGAGAGCCUAACAAUUAUUGCUGUGUUCCAAUUUUUCCAAAUUCUUUCGAGAUUUUCCAUAACAGACUAGCGCUUACUUUGUAGCUUAUCGUGAUUAAAGAUGUUAACAAUUUGAAUUUUUGAAAUAAGUUUAGAGAAAUGUUCAACAUUUUGUGCUCAUAUUUUUGUCAAACACACACAUGAACAUCGGAUACACACACACACACACACACGGAGACACGCACAGACACAUUUCUUAUAAUCAUGUGUAUUUUACAUAAUAAAAUAACAAAUAUAUUGCUGUGAUACAAAUUCAAUUGAAGGACAUUAUAAAGAUUUAUUAAUACUCGUAAAUAGCAAAAUCAAAUGGAAAACUCAUGCACAAAAAAAAAGAAACCACAAACAAACUCUUGUGUAUUUUAGUUAAGUAGCGAAUUAUUGUUAAUUAAAACAAAGCAUACGUGCAUCACAUAUUUGCUGAAAAUAAUUAUUUUGAAUAUUUUUUUUUUUCAAAAUAACCAGAAAGAAUUUAGAAAACUUUUAAGAGUUUUGAAUAGCUGAUAACACGGAUGAACAACUAAAUGAAUUAAUUGAAUGCAGUCUCCAGAUCCGUUAAUAUAACUAUGAUUUCCUCAAGUCAGAUAAUCAAAAAUCAAUGCAAAUAAAUAAAAACUAAACAACUGUGAAUGAAUUUUAUAAUUGAGCAAAUAUUUUGCACUGUAGCGCGCACCAAAAAGAUACCUAUACAUAUGUACAGUGUACAUUAGUGUAUAAGAAGUCCUGUAUGAACGCUAUGAUUGAAACAUUAAUGAUUGUUAGAAACAAGUUUUUUAACAUAUUUUCAAAAUGCCUUGUGCUUUAGUUUGAUUUUGGGGCAACAGGAAACUAAAACGUGUGUAUAAACAUGUAUUAUAUACAUAUAAGCUGUCUAGUUAAAGUAGCUGAAAUACAAAUAAUUCAAAACUGCUUCCACAAAAAUUAAAAAAAAAAAAUAAAAAAUAAAUAAAUAAAUAAAAAACAGCCUAAAAACAAUGAAAUUGUUAUGAUAUUACUUAUAGAGACACGUUCAGUUGAAUGCAUACAAUAUAAACCAAAUGAGAUUUCGAAA
Messenger RNA from Drosophila virilis, 2783 nucleotides. RefSeq names its product contactin-2. Lineage: Eukaryota; Metazoa; Arthropoda; Insecta; Diptera; Drosophilidae. Gene Ontology annotation, cellular component: neuron projection. Gene Ontology annotation, molecular function: protein binding. The record is from RefSeq and is a predicted model, not a curated record.